GAGCCGGUGACAGGGCAGGGAGCGAGGGCACGGCCGGCACCAUGGGAGCGGGCAUCAAGGGCCCGCGGGGCCGCGGGGCUGCCAGGACACCGCCCGCCCCAGCACGGUGACACGGAGGGGGCUGGCUGGGAGCACCUGCCCGCCACCUCCCGUGUCCCCGUGUCCCCGUGUCACCUCUCCCUCGUGGCGCAGGUCUGGCCUUCCCAGGACCGCUGGCCCCCCCACGGGGUGUUUAUGACGGAGCAGGGAAGCAGCAGGAGCCGGGGCAGCACGUGGGCAGGGGGCGUUGGAUGGGCGCGGCGGCUCCCCGAAGGACGUGGCUGGGGACGGCUCCGUCCUGCCCCCGGCUCUGAGGAUGCACAGGCUGCUCCCGCUCGGCUGCCUCUGGCUCCUAGCAGCACCCCCAGGGUCCAGCAUCUUCCAGCGGCCAACGGGGACCCCAGCCCCACUGCACCUGCAGUACCUGCUGGAGCCCCUGCACCCCACGGUGCACACGCAGCGCGGCGCCACGGCCACCCUGCCCUGCGUGCUGCGCGCCCUGCCUCGCAACUACCGCGUGAAGUGGAGCAAGGUGGAGCCAGCCAACUACGGGGAGAGCAUCAUCAUCAUCACCAACGGGCUGUUCCACAAGAACUACGGGCCGCUGAGCCCGCGGGUGCGCCUGCGGCACAGCCACCGCUACGACGCCUCGCUCACCAUCACCGACGUGGCGCUGGAGGACGAGGGCCGCUACCGCUGCCAGCUCGUCAACGGGCUGGAGGAUGAGAGCAUCUCGCUCACGCUGCACCUCGAGGGCGUCGUCUUCCCUUACCAGCCCAGCAACGGGCGCUACAAAUUCAACUACCACGAAGCCAAGCGAGCCUGCGAGCAGCAGGACUCCCGCCUCGCCACCUACCAGCAGCUGUACAAAGCCUGGACGGAGGGUCUGGACUGGUGCAAUGCUGGCUGGAUCCUGGACGGCACCGUGCACUACCCCAUCAUCAACUCGCGGGAGCCGUGCGGCGGCCGCCUCCUCCUGCCCGGCGUCCGCACCUACGGCGCCAGGGACAAGCAGAAGGACAGAUUCGAUGCUUUCUGCUUCACCUCUGCUCUUCAAGGCCAGGUCUACUUCAUCCGCGGCCACCUGAACUUCAAGGAGGCGGGGCAGGCGUGCCGCAGCCACGGGGCUGCCCUUGCCAAAGUGGGCCAGCUCUACUCCGCCUGGAAGUUCUCGCGGCUGGAUCGCUGUGACGGGGGGUGGCUGGCGGACGGCAGCGUCCGCUACCCCAUCACCACCCCCCGGCAGCGCUGCGGCGGGCUGCCCGACCCCGGCGUCCGCAGCUUCGGCUUCCCCAGCAAGGAGAUGAGGACCUACGGCACCUACUGCUUCGUGGGGAAGUGAGGAGGCCGGGCUGAGCACAGGGGACAGCGGAGGGACGCCAGUCCCCAUCACCUGGGCAGAGAGCUGGAGGCGGGGUAGGAGGGGUGGUCUCGCAGCGCUUUUGGGUGCCUCGUGCAUCCUCUGCUAGAGCUGGGUGUGGGUUCUUGGUGCAUCCCCUGGUGGAGAGGGUGCCCGUGUCCCACCCCAUGAGGCUUGUGGGGUGUUCGGGACACUUUGUGGGGUGUUUAGGACACCUUGUGGGGUGUUCGGGACACUUUGUGGGGUGUUUGGGACUCCUUGUGGGGUGUUCGGGACACUUUGUGGGGUGUUUAGGACACCUUGUGGGGUGUUUGGGACUCCUUGUGGGGUGUUUAGGACACCUUGUGGGGUGUUUAGGACACCUUGUGGGGUGUUUGGGACUCCUUGUGGGGUGUUUGGGACUCCUUAUGGGGUGUUUGGGACUCCUUGUAGGGUGUUUGGGACUCCUUGUGGGGUGUUUGGGACUCCUUGUGGGGUGUUUAGGACACCUUGUGGGGUGUUUGGGACUCCUUGUGGGGUGUUUGGGACGUACUGGAGGAGCCAGACCCCACUGCUGGACCAGGAAAGGGGGGUCUAAUCCAGCCCCCCAGCAGACAGCACAGGCUGCCCAUUGCCCAGCCCUGGUGAAUCCCUCGCCCCAUCCUCGCUCCCCACAGCCAUGAGGACUCUGCCUGGUGCCUCUGGCUGGUGCAAGUGCAGAGGACUCGGGCUGGGCACUAACGAGUGUCACUAAUGGCGUGUUGCCCUCUCGAUUAAUAAAGCAACAGCAAAACUGAA
Messenger RNA from Vidua chalybeata, 2176 nucleotides. It is a transcript of the gene HAPLN2, whose product is annotated as hyaluronan and proteoglycan link protein 2. The coding region runs from base 356 to 1381 and encodes 341 amino acids. NCBI's taxonomy places the organism in Eukaryota, Metazoa, Chordata, Aves, Passeriformes, Viduidae. The transcript is spliced from 6 exons. Gene Ontology annotation, molecular function: hyaluronic acid binding. Gene Ontology annotation, biological process: cell adhesion. The record is from RefSeq and is a predicted model, not a curated record.